Molecule: messenger RNA, 1035 nt
Organism: Heterocephalus glaber (naked mole-rat)
Lineage: Eukaryota; Metazoa; Chordata; Mammalia; Rodentia; Bathyergidae
Source: RefSeq, a predicted model, not a curated record
GACAUUCGAAGAUGUGGCUGUGACCUUCACCCUAGAGCAGUUAAGCUACCUUACUGCUUCUCAGAGGAAGCUCUAUGGGGAGGUGAUGCUGGAGAAUUACCAGAACCUGGCUUCCCUAGAGUAUCAGUUCCCUAAACCUGGCAUUAUCUCAUACCUGGAAGAAGAGGUGUCAAGAGCAAUAGAAGAGGACAGCAAUACGUGAUGUGUCAAAGAAACUCUUCCGAUCCAUCAGAAUUACACCAGGGCAACGAGAAGAAACACAUUUUCAAUCCUGUAACAGCGAGUGACGUCAAGACCCUUGAAGAAAGAAGCCAUAGUAAUGAUGAAUUUUCGAGACACUCUAAUCUUACUCAGCAGUCAGAGGAUCUUCCUGGAGAGGAUCCCCAGGAAUGCAGUGUUACUGGCAUGGGCACCAGACCCCAGCCAGUACAACUCUUCAGGUGUAAAAUUUGUGAAAGAGCCUUUAGUACUAACAUUGGCCUUGUGAGACAUGAGCCGAUCCAUACUGGAAAGAAACCCUUUGAAUGUAAGCAAUGUGGUGAAGCCUUCUUCCUCAUGCCACACCUCACCAGGCAUCAGAAGUCUCAUGCUAGUGACAAGCCCUCUCUCUGCAGUAAAGGCGCAAAGUCUCUCAUCCAGCGUGCAGAUCUCUCUCAUCAGGUAAGAACUCAUAGUCAGGAGGACUACUAUGAACGUGUUCAGCAUGGCAAAGCUUUUAUCCAAGAAGUACGUCUUUCUCAACAUCUUAAGGGCCACAAUACAGCAAAGGCCCUUUCCCCUGUGUUGCCCCACAACAAGACAUACUUAAUUCGUUACCAGCGGGAACAUGACUAUGUCAGACAGACAGCCCACCAGUGUUGUGACUGUGGCAAAACCUUCGGUCAUAGUUCACAUCUCGUUCAGCACUACUGAAUCAAUGCUCAGGAGAGGCCUUACCAGUGUCAGCUCUGUGGCAAGUGUUUCGGCUGACCCUCAUACCUCACUUGACAUUAUUAGCUCCAUUUUCAAGAGAAAACAGUUGCCAUCACUGUUUAA